CCCCCCCCCCCCCCCCCCCCCCCCCCCCCCCCCCCCCCCCCCCCCCCCCCCCCCCCCCCCCCCCCCCCCCCCCCCCCCCCCCCCCCCCCCCCCCCCCCCCCCCCCCCCCCCCCCCCCCCCCCCGAGGAGGUGGAGCAUGAGAGUGACCCACGAUGCAACAUUUCGUGGAUGAGAAUAAAUUCGAAGUUGCACGUCGGAAAUUCUUACAUUUGUGUAUUCUGGUGUAUUGUCAAUGAGAAUACAGCAAGCCCACAUCAAUAUAUUACACUUUUUCAGUGAUAGUCUCACAAAUGCAUCCAGUUGUGCGUACAAAGGUAAUGGAAAACGAAUACAAAGCUACCUUGAAUAACAAUACAAAUAACCAGUUGCUCCUUAGAGUAAACACCUUUAGAACUCCAAUGCAAAAAAUUCAUAAACUGUAUUGAAAUUUACACUCAAAAGUUAAAAUAUGAUGACUCGGUUUAACACACUCAGAGAGUGGCAAUAGCGCUACUCAAAAUUUAUUCAUUCUUUUUUUGUUUCGUUAUAUCCCCUCAGGUCAGCUCUAAGAAUAAUAUCCAGCUCAUCGAUGUCGCCCACCAAAGAAAACUUAUUUCAACGAAUUAUUUCCUCAUUUAAACCGGCACUCAUACCAGAGGUAGCACCACCAUUACUACUUCCAACAGUAACAAGUACCACUACUACAACAGCAGAGAACGAACAACCAUUCGGAUUAAAACAGAUGCUUAAACAUCGACACCUACAAAUGAUUGGCAUCGGGACUACAAUUGGAACUGGCCUGUUUGUCGGUAGUGGUCUUUCGGUGGCUCAAGGCGGUCCUGGAUCUGUUCUAAUUGCUCAUCUCAUUAUUGCCUGUUUACUCUACAUAGUUGUACAUGCGUUAACCGAACUCACGGUGAUGUACCCUAUUCAAGGUUCAUUCAAUAUUCAUUCUACACGUUUUCUCGAUCCAGCCUGGGGGUUUACAAUGAGCUGGCUGAACGUUUUCAGAUCUCUCGUCCUGUUACCGUUACAGUUAUCAGCUGCUGCCAUCACCAUACAGUACUGGAAACACACUGCUAGCUUACACGUCGGUUUCUGGAUCACAAUCUUCUUUCUCUUUGUUAUACUGAUCCAUCUGUUCAAUGUAAGAGGCUACGGCGAAACACAAGUCAUAUUUGCAACGGUAAAGGUCUUGGCUGUGGCUGGAUUCAUUAUAUUGGCAGUUGUUAUUGAUCUUGGCGGCUCGCCUUCGCGUAAAUACUUUGGUGUUAGAACGUGGACGAAUCCGGGUGCAUUUAACAAUGGAUUUCCAGGUCUCCUUAGCGUUUUUGUUAAUGCAGCACUUGCCUUCGGUGGCUCAGAACUAAUUGGUUACGCAGCUGCAGAAAGUGAAAAUCCACACAAAACGGUACCAAGUGCGUCGAAACAAGCUUUCUGGUAUAUUGCGAUACUUUAUAUUGUUAGUCUUUUGUUAAUUGGAUUCAUAGUACCAUUCAACAGUGAACAGCUAUUGAAAACAGGGGGUGGCCAAAAAUCAACAGCAUCAACAAGUCCGUUUGUUAUUGUACUUGAUUUAGGCGGCUUCAGAGUGCUACCCGACAUAUUCAAUGGUAUUAUUGUACUAUCAGUGUUGUCUGCUGCUAUCUCAAUAACCUAUGGUUCAUCACGUUUACUAACAGCUCUCACCAGCGUACAACAAGCACCAAAAUGUUUUAGUUAUAUUGAUCGUAAUGGCCGUCCACUUGUUUCUUUCUGGCUUUUGGCUAUUACUGGCCUGGCUCGGUUCUUUAUCUGGGGGAACAUCUGUGCCUGUCAUAUACGCUUUCGUCAAGCUUGGAAGUACCAAGGACAUACGUUGGAUGAACUACCGUUUCGUUCUGGUGUUGGCGUUAUUGGAUCGUACAUAGGUUUAAUUCUGAAUGUUCUAUGUUUAAUGGCACAACUUUACAUUGCUCUCUGGCCGGUUGGUCAGCGUAAAAGCAGCCCAAGUGUGAAGGCAUUCUUUCAAGCAUAUUUAGCGGUACCAGUGGUUAUUUUAAUCUUUUUGGUUUAUAAGUUAUUGUAUUGGAAAUCUCAUUCAAUGCUAACAUUAGACAAAAUCGAUUUGGUAUCGGGCCGGCGGCAAGUUGAUUUGGAUGACAUUAGAACAGAGAAAGCGGAGGAGGAGUAA
Didymodactylos carnosus is the source of this 2152-nucleotide messenger RNA. NCBI's taxonomy places the organism in Eukaryota, Metazoa, Rotifera, Eurotatoria, Philodinida, Philodinidae. The record is from the annotation of a GenBank genome assembly.